AUGAGGUCUCUAUACCCUCCUCGUCCGCUAGUGCCGCCACAAGCACCGAUGGCCAACCCAAGUUCGCCCAGCGUAGAAGAGAGGCUAGACAAAAUUUUUAGCUUCAUGACCAAUCAAGCUGCCGCUCAUAAACAUCUUGAAACCCAAGUGGGCCAACUGGCCACUAGGUUUUCUACUCUUGAAGCUGAGGUUGAAAAGGGGAAGCUACCAAGCCAACCAGCACAAGUUAAGGCCAUAACUGUUCUGCGAAGUGGAAGAGAGAUCGAUAACAAUACGAAAGAAGAUGAUAAAGAAAAGGAGGCACCUGUCCUCCACAAAUCUGCUAAUCCUUACAAGCCACGAAUUCCUUUUCCUGGCCGUCUUCGAGAAGACAAACAAGAAGAGCAAUUCCGGGACCUCUACAACAUGCUGUCCAAAGUGAACGUAAACCUUCCCCUUUUGGAAGUAAUCAGGAGCAUGCCAGCGUACGUCAAGUUCUUUAAGGACUUGGUGACGAAAAAGAGGAGGUUCGGCGAUGGUGAGAAGGUGGUGGUUCACGAGGCUUCGAGCGCAAUGCAAUAUGACUUACCAAAGAAGGAGCUCGAUCCUGGGGGUUUUGUCAUCAAAAUAGCCCUCGGGAAUGGGAAAGAAGCCUCAGGAAUGCUUGACUUGGGAGCCGGCAUUAAUCUAAUGCCAUUUUCCAUUUUUCAAAAGCUUGGCCUUGAUCGAUCAACUCGAUUCCCAAAAGGAGUCGUGGAAGAUGUCCUUGUUCGAGUGGGACAACUUAUAGUCCCAGUGGAUUUUGUUGUCCUUGAUGUUGGGGACGUUCAAGAGAACGGGAAGGAUCACACUAUCCUGUUGGGAAGACCAUUUAUGGCUACGACCAACACAUUGAUCGAUGUGAAGAACGGAACGUUGAGCAUGUCGGUUCUGGGAGAAUCUGUGUCCAUUUCCGUUCAUGAAGCCCAACUAGCCCCCUCAUUUAACUAUACUGAAGAGUGUGCCUUUUACGAUGACGUCUGUUCAACCGUUGAAGAAAUGGUGAUGCAUGAUUUUGAAGAACAGAGUAUGCCCGACCUUAAGGAAGAAGAGCUGUCGAUUGUAGAACUCUUUGCAAUUGAGCAAGAGUCACAAAAUCCUCCCAAUCCAGAACUGAAGGAGUUGCCUAAUCACCUAAAGUACGUGUUUCUUGAUGACCAGGAGAAAAAGCCCGUAAUCAUUUGUGCAGAACUCACAGAAGAACAGGAGGAGGAGUUAGUUGAAGUUCUGAAAAGAAAACAAAAGGCGAUCGGAUGGAGCCUUGCUGAUAUAAAGGGAAUUAGUCCGGCAACUUGUAUGCACCGUAUUGUUCUAGAAGAAGGAGCCAAACCUUUCCGGGAUAGCCAACGCCGGCUUAACCCAAACAUGAGCGAGGUAGUCAAGAAAGAAAUCAUUAAGCUAUACACGGAAGGACUGAUCUAUCCCGUUGCAGACAGCGAAUGGGUAAGUCCGAUCCAUGUGGUUCCGAAGAAAGGCGGAAUCACUGUCAUCGAAAAUGAUAAAAAAGAGUUGUUCUAUUGCUUCCUUGAUGGCCUUUCUGGCUAUUACCAAGUGGCCAUUGCUCCCGAAGAUCAACCAAAGACGACUUUCACAUGCCCGUACGGUACUUUCGCUUUCAGGCGUAUGCCCUUUGGCCUAUGCAAUGCUCCAGGCACCUUUCAAAGGUGUAUGCUCUCUAUUUUUUCCGACAUGCUUGAGAACUGCUUGGAGUUGCUCCUGAUUGGUCUUUGCCUUUUGAAAUCAUGUGUGAUGCGUCAAAUCAUGCAGUCGGGGCCGUUUUGGGUCAACGAGUUGAUAAAUUACUUCGUGUAA
Molecule: messenger RNA, 1830 nt
Organism: Striga asiatica
Lineage: Eukaryota; Viridiplantae; Streptophyta; Magnoliopsida; Lamiales; Orobanchaceae
Source: the annotation of a GenBank genome assembly